AAUUCGUAACUGUUUUUAACGUGGAUGAAUUGAAAGAAACAUGGACUCAAAUUGUUGCAAUAUUAUUGGUAUCACCAUUUGCAAUGACAACAAUAAUUCUGAUGGCUUGGCCUUCCGCAACAAUUCCAAAACUGCUCAAAGACACUUCAUGGCACAUAACAGAAGAGGAAGCCUCGUACUUUACGGUGAUAACCUCAUCGUCGAUGAUAAUCGCCAGUCCAAUAAUGUCAUACAUUGUGGACAAAAUCGGACGCAAAUGGAUAAUCAUAUUAGGCGCCCUGUCACAGGUGAUGGCAUGGAUCUGCGUUAUGACAGCAGGAACGAUCUACAUAUUCUAUUUGUCCCGGAUCUUCGAUGGGAUCGGAAUCGCAGCAUUCUACGCAAGUGUCCCUGUUUAUUUAGGCGAGAUUUGUCGCCCUUGUGUCAGGGAAACGUGGACCCACAUCAUGAUUUUCAUGAUGUACCUGGGACCGCUAUUUGCGAACGCUUUAGGUAGUUUCCUGUCGGUUAGGAAUUGCGCUUUCGUGUUGGUGUUCUUGCCUGGCUUCACACUAAUCGCGUUCCCGCUUAUGCCUGAAUCGCCGGUUUAUCACACCAUGAACGAGCAGUACAAAAAGUCGAGGGCCUCGUUGAGGAUUUUCUCGAGGAAACGAGAUGUGGAGGAGGAUUUUGAGCAGUUGAAAAGGGACGUCGAACGACAGAUGUCUGAAACGGGAAGUUGGAAGGAUUUGUUCACGAUUAAAAGCAAUAAAAGGGCUCUGGUUGCGGGAAUUUUUCUAAAAUUUACGCAACAAGUUUCGGGAAUCACCGCAUUUCUGGCCUAUACUCAAAAAAUAUACGAAAAAUCGGGUCAAAAUUUUUCAUCAUCAACUUGUUCCAUUAUUGUAACUGGUUCGUUGUGUACGUUCAUUAUUUUGGGUACGUUCGUUUUGAACAAAUUCGGUUCCAGAUUGACUUAUAUGAUGUCGUUGUUUUGGUGCGGACUUACUCUUUCCGUCGAAGCCGCUUACUUCUACUUGGAUCAAUUUCAUCCUGAAAUCAAUUUGUCACGCGUUACCUGGAUACCACUUAUCGAUAUGAUCGUGUUCUCCAUUUCGUACGGAUCCGGCUUGGCCGUAGUGCCUGUAAUCAUGCCGGGAGAACUUUUUUCUGUCAGCAUCAAAGCCAAAGGGAUGCUGUUGCUGAACGUGGAAUAUGCUUUGUGUUUGCUUAUUUUCGGCAAGCUGUUUUUCUUUUUGGUUACUCAUUUCGGUAUGUAUUCUCCUUUUUUGGUUUUCAGUAUCGGUUGUUUUAUCUCCACUGCUUUGACAUAUUUUGUUCUACCCGAAACGAAUGGGAAAACCCUUGAGGAAAUUCAACAGUAUUUAGUAAUGAGUUAAAUAUAAAUAAUUCUCUUUUGAAUUCAAUGUCUUUUUGUGAAA
Molecule: messenger RNA, 1421 nt
Organism: Aethina tumida (small hive beetle)
Lineage: Eukaryota; Metazoa; Arthropoda; Insecta; Coleoptera; Nitidulidae
Product: facilitated trehalose transporter Tret1-like
Exons: 2
Coding region: 84-1379 (431 amino acids)
Biological process (GO): transmembrane transport
Cellular component (GO): membrane
Molecular function (GO): transmembrane transporter activity
Source: RefSeq, a predicted model, not a curated record